Capsicum annuum is the source of this 1185-nucleotide messenger RNA. RefSeq names its product 22.0 kDa class IV heat shock protein. The transcript is spliced from 2 exons. NCBI's taxonomy places the organism in Eukaryota, Viridiplantae, Streptophyta, Magnoliopsida, Solanales, Solanaceae. The record is from RefSeq and is a predicted model, not a curated record. The coding region runs from base 209 to 844 and encodes 211 amino acids.
AAAAACUUCAGCAUCUUGCAAGAAAAGUUAUCUGAACAUGAUCACAAUAAAAUAAACAAUAUAGCACCAAUCGGGCUAAAUUUUCUCGUGGAUUUUCUUGUUUCUGGAAAUUAUAUAUAAGUACAAUUUCAAUUGCAACAGAACUCGUUAACUAACUGUUUCAUCAAUAAAAUUAUUGCACAAAUAGUUCAUCCAACAAGGCUUAUCUAUGGCACAUUAUGGGGAUCACAGAGGAGGGACUAAUUGGACAAGUUCAGUCAAUUCGGUAUAUGAAGAUAUUGAACCUUCCUAUGGCUGGGUAGGGGAUACGGAAAACCAUUAUCUGAUUAUUCAUCUCCCCGGGUUCAAAAGGGAGGAGGUGAAGCUUGAAGUUGAUAUAUUUGACAAUAUAAUAGUAAGUGGAGAAAGGAAGGUGAGCGAAUACAAAUCUAUUCGCUUUCAAAAAUCAAUGAAAGCACCUGAAAAAUCAAAAUCUGAGGAUACCAGCGCAAGGCUUGAAGACGGGAAUUUGUAUGUCAUAAUCCCGAAAGAGUCAUCACCAGAAAAUAAUGAGCGCGACGAGGCAGCAAUUGCUAGCUCUGAUCACAAAGAGAAUCAACAAAAGGAAAAGGAGGAAAUAGAAAGUUCGAAAGGAGAUGAAACAGAUCAAAAAGAAAAUGACAAGGAGGGUAUGAGUGAGGACGACGAAGAAUUUCAUGAUGCGAAAAUGGCGAAGAAGUGGCACGAGGGAGCUCUAGUAACAGCAGGAAAAGAAAUUCUGUGGAAGAACAAAACGAUUGUAAUUACAGCAGUGUUGGCAUUUUCGUUUGGGGUAUUCGUAUCUCAAAAAUGUCAGUCCAAGUAAAAUCAAUUGAAGCUAUGUGACUACUAUUUCUCCCAUCAUCGCGGUGAUCAAUAAUUUAAUUAUUAUGUACUGAACAUAUUCAACGUGCAGUGAACGUCAAUGACAAAAGACAUCGGUUAGGGGUGAGCAAAAUUGAACCACACCAAAUAGCACCAAAUCGCAAUUUGAGUUAACUCAUAAAAAAACCUGAUUAAUGGUUUGGUGUUGGAAAAAAUAAAAUUCUACUAUAGUUGGUUUGAUUUGGUAUCAACUAAAAAAAGUCAAACCGAAUCGAACCAAUCCGAUGUUACAUUUGUACCGUUUUUAAAAAUAUUUACUAUUAUGAAAUUUAUAAAUAUUUC